GAGUGAGUUUUUAAUUCUGCAACCAAGGAAUUAUUACCAGCAGGAGAAAGUGGCGCCAAGUCUUAAGGAUCUAUAAAACUAUCUAGUUGCAUUCGGAGUGACAGAAACAAGAUGUUUUGCAGCUGAAUUCCACACACAGAUGGGUGUAAUGAUGUGGAAAGACUAUCGCUCUCUCGGUUUUUGUGACUUCUGAGUCAGUCAUCUCCGGGAUGGGGAGACGAGCGGCUGACCUGACCACUCCAGUUUCCGUUUUGUGCUUCCCCGCCCUGGCUGGGGUGCGCGGCUGGAAAACAACAGGAGACAAGAGUCUACUGCAGACCUGGGGGCUUCAAUGCAGCGUCGGAGUUCAGACAUCUCCUGGGAUAAGCAAACCACUCACCCAUUUACCUGAAAUCCUCUCAGACAACAUUAGUCAAACAUUCAACAUCGCCAGGGAAACAAGAAGCGCCAAUGAGAUAAAGGCUAUCUUAAAACAGAAAGCUGUAGAAACCAAGAUCAAAAAAGAAGUGACUUUCAGAGCACCCGGAGGUAAGGCCUCACAGGAUGUGGCCUGCUGUCACGGCAACAGUGGUGGGACUUACUGCUAUGCCAGGGCAAUUAGGAGCAAUCCCAUCAUUGGAGGGACUGUAACCAGAGACAAGCCUAAAGUGAAGUCUGCCGUUCGGUAUAUCAAUGGCAGUGUGGUUGAUUCAGAGGCAAUCGGUGGAAUUAUCGAGGAAAACAAUGAAACAGAGAGAAGAAACCUUCAUGGAAAUUAUGCAGAUCAUUCUGGGGAGUCACUGGUAUUAUCUGCUGGACGACCUUUUGCACUGCCACCAAAAAUACACAAUGACUUUGGAGGGAGGCAGUCUGAAAUGGCCAGAGUUGCCAUUCAUGGGGUGAGCGGCCCUACUCCUGAUGCAUACCCUCAAGAGAAACCAUUAAAGUAUCCCCUAACCUCAUUCUCUGGCACUGCAAUUUACCAGGACCCUCAAAUAGAGAAAAAACUCAACACAAACUCACAAUUUUCUUUGAAAACCAGCAAUAUGACACAGGCUACAGUCAAUCAAGAGCUAAAUCUCUGUAAAACUCCUCACCCUGAGUGUCCUGUGCACUCUAAAGGGAAUCUAGCAAACCUUACAAAUGCCUCAGGUGUUCCAUCAUCCAUCCAACCAGCAAAUGUCCUCCAUCAGAGAGCCAUCACAGUCACAAAAGCUACAAUAGAAAGUAGACAGGAUGAUUCCAGCAUUAAACGUUCUGCUAAACCACCAGAGGAUCAUGGGAUCUCUCUCCAAACGAGUAUCACCUUGACUCCACAGGGAACCACCUCAGCCAAACCAAAUGACCUCCAUACUUCUGUCAAGGUUCUUAAAACAACAAACUGUAACUCUAGUCAAAACCCUCAAGAUAGUAGGAUUUCUGCUAAGGUCAUAGAAAAAGAACAAACAUCACAUAAAGUAACAUGGCUCAAAGCUACAAAUGAACCUAAGAGCCAACAAGUGGCCUUAAAACCAACCAAUACAAUCGGCAACAUUUCUCACUUUCAUCCACUAGAACCCAAAACUUCACAGCUUAUUUCUACUCCUCUACCAGAUAAACUCCAUCCCAUCUCCUCAAGUGAAGUGUUUUUUGGUGACACUGCAAAAAGGUCAUGUAAUUUAUUCUCUUUGGCUCAGCCACCAAAAACAACAGCAAAACAUUUGGAUCAAAGUGUGUGUAUGAGUACUAACCACAAGUUUUUGAAUGAACGUAGCUUAACUCGCUCCACUUCCUUAAACUCUGAAUCAACGCUUCACGUUUCUGCAUGCUCCCCAACCCCAUCACAAACUGCUUUACCUGAAAGUGUAGUUCUCAGCUCCACUAAUGCACACAAUGGGUUGUCAUACAGAAGUGCUUCACAAGUGUCUCGACUCACCAAAGAACCAAACGUCUCCCGCUUGACGGGUGAGGCAAAAGUAUUCACUCGCAGUGACACACACGAAGCUCAUCACACACAGGAUGCAAACACCAAAACUCAGGACAGUAAUGAAAGUGGAGUCAUCCCUGAUCAGCGAAGUGACUCAAAACAACCUCCACCACGAUUAUCUGAGCCACAAGAUGAGUCGGAAGAUCCCAAUGUGGGCAGUGAUGCAAUCAGCCACAGCGAGAAGACUCUAAUUACUCCCAACAAGAAACUGUAUUCUAAUAAAAACAAAUUAUGUGGUAAUCGAAUCAAUAACUUAGCGACGCAUGAGCCGGAAGAGCAUCAACAUUCAAAGCAUCCACAGGUCACUAACCCUCAGACUUUCAUUUCCCUAAUCAAGCCGAGCACCUCCUGUCUGCAGGGCUGUCUGAACACAGAACAACAAAGGCUUGAACAUUAUCAAGGAUGCACAGACACAAAUCACAAAGGACAAUGUGCAACAAGCUUGGCGGUAAAAACAUCCCAGCAAACAGAAUCAAAUAGACAACAGCUUGCCCUGGGUGUUUCAGCCUGGCAUGCAAGUAAAGAGACUCCGUCCAGUGCAGAUAGACAGACCCUUCCCAAUUACUCACCGCCUGCAGUCAAAGCUCAGAUUAACUGCAAACCUGUUGUCUCACUGACAAACACAAAGAUGCAAACCAGCGACGUGGGAAAUGAGCAUUCUUCUGCCUACAAUUGCUCAGAUUUAGAUGCUCCAGUAAAGACAGAAGUACACAAAAGUGUGGACUGUUCUGUUACUGCAACUCUCAUUGGAGAUCAUUCAACAGUUGGGUCGAUUGUGGGCUUGGAAACCAGUUCUGAAGUCCACUCUAGUACGGUGAAGGCAAGUCCAGCGUUUUCUCCCACUCCACUAGACUCUAAUGUGGCCCACGCUCAUCCAUCUAAUGCAGACCAGUUACUGCCACCCUCCACACAGAGCUGCAAAUCUGCAAUCCUGCAGCAGAAACUCGAGGCUGUGGAGGCCAGCUUGGAGGCCAACAAGGACCGGAUCAGUAUCCUGCUUAAUAUCAUCCAUGACCUGGAGAUGUGUCGUACCCCGUCCAGCUGUUGGCGUUGCCGUGACAGUGGACAGGACCUCAAAAUCUGUUCUACCUGUCAGAAGACUGCUUGUAUCAUGUACAGUGUGGAGUAUGACUUCAGGCAGCAGGAGAGACGCUUCCUGGAGAUUCUCAGCAACGCGGCAGCUGGCAACAAAGCCUCCUCUGUGCAUCCGUCCCAGCAUCCAAACUUUGAACUGCUCAGAAAAGUCCUCAUUAAGAACUUAACAAAGACAAAGCUGAAAAGCAAAAAGCUUUGCAAGAUGCUGCUCAAGUGGCUCCCGAGGAAAAUUCAGCAAGAUGGCUGUGCCUCAAACACCUGCACCCUGCAGAUAUGAGCAUGUCUUCACCAAAAAAACAAGCAGGGAAGCUUUGAACAUUACUUUUUUAUUCCUUUAUCUAAAAUUGAAUUUUAUCAACUCAUCUUGAUCAAAACUAAUUAAUUAUUAGUCUAGCUGGAGUUCCUAUAGCAGACAGAUAGAAAUCACUGUUUGUAAAUAUAUAAGAUAAUCAUAAAAAGGGUGUUUAAUAUGUGUUUCUGUAAAAACUGUGAAAACCUAUAAUGAAGUAUU
Molecule: messenger RNA, 3551 nt
Organism: Oryzias melastigma (Indian medaka)
Lineage: Eukaryota; Metazoa; Chordata; Actinopteri; Beloniformes; Adrianichthyidae
Exons: 4
Coding region: 210-3317 (1035 amino acids)
Biological process (GO): inhibitory postsynaptic potential
Cellular component (GO): postsynaptic density
Source: RefSeq, a predicted model, not a curated record